AUCUAGACCGUUAAAUCAUUCUCAUCAAUCUAGACCGUUAAAUACAACUGCUAAACCCAUCUCUCUUUCCCUAUCCAUUCUCUGCAAAAUCAAUGGCUGCCAAGAUCAUGUUGCUAUCUCCACCUCCAAUCCCUCUCCGUUCUCUCCCAUUUCACACAAACAAACUACACCCAUGGAACCAUCAGCACCAUCUUCCAACUCCAAAACCAGAGAAACUUCGAUUAUCCCUUCAUGAGAGUGCCGAAUUCAUCACCCAACAACAACAACUACUAAACCCCAAUUCUCUUUUCUUGCUUACAGAGACUGCUGGUUAUUCUUUGGCUAGUUAUUAUACUUCUCUUGGUCUCUUUGUUAUAUCUGUUCCUGGUCUUUGGUCCCUCAUCAAACGUUCUGUUAAAUCCAAAAUUGUGAAGAAGACAUUUGUAGAUGAAGUUGGAAAUAAGGCACCAAAUCAGGUUGCAGGGGAGGUGCUAUCAUUCUUUACUCGUAAUAAUUUUUCAGUGGUUGAUAGAGGAGAAACAAUCACGUUUGAAGGAGUGAUGGUUCCUAGCAGGGGGCAAGCAGCACUGUUAACUUUCUGCACUUGCAUCAGUCUUGCAAGUGUUUCCCUUGUGCUCACCAUAACUGUGCCAGAUGUUGGCAAUAAUUGGUUUGGGUUAACCAUCUUAAGUCCAUUGGCGGGUGCUUAUUACUGGACUAGAGCAUCCAGAAAGGAGCAAAUUAAGGUGAAACUGACAGUUAAAGAAGACGGAACCUUAUCAGAGAUUGUUGUUCAAGGUGACGACCAACAAGUCGAGCAAAUGAGAAAGGAACUAAAGUUUAGUGAGAAGGGCAUGGUUUAUGUUAAAGGCCUUUUUGAAACAUGACUUGUUUUAAUCAUAUGGCUGGACAGAAUGUACACAAAUGAAUAGGCAUGUGAAAAACAGCCAACAGAAAUGUUAGUGAACAAUUAUGUUAAAUCAGCACGCUGACAGUUUUGACAUUUGCCAUAGGCAUCUAGUACAUUUUAAGAAUUAAGAUCA
Messenger RNA from Lathyrus oleraceus (garden pea), 1022 nucleotides. Its product is annotated as protein COFACTOR ASSEMBLY OF COMPLEX C SUBUNIT B CCB1, chloroplastic. The record is from RefSeq and is a predicted model, not a curated record. The transcript is spliced from 4 exons. The coding region runs from base 93 to 866 and encodes 257 amino acids. NCBI's taxonomy places the organism in Eukaryota, Viridiplantae, Streptophyta, Magnoliopsida, Fabales, Fabaceae.